Molecule: messenger RNA, 6058 nt
Organism: Pecten maximus
Lineage: Eukaryota; Metazoa; Mollusca; Bivalvia; Pectinida; Pectinidae
Exons: 16
Coding region: 359-5419 (1686 amino acids)
Molecular function (GO): DNA binding
Source: RefSeq, a predicted model, not a curated record
GACAAGCAUCAUCCGUAUUAUGGAUGUCCGUAUUGUAUGUUAUAGGUGUUACCUCCCUUGCUCCGUUGCUCUCCGAGGUAGUCUAUAUCAAUCUGCCGCUUGCUUAACUUUCACCAUCCUGAACUCAUCGGGUAUUAUCGCUGAAAUAAUGUAGAUUCCUCGAGGAGUUCCGGAUGAGACUUUCACGUGUCAAGCGUCUUUUUGACGAAACCAGAUCACAUGUGAUGCUGGCCUCGUGGUGUGAUCGGAAGAAGAACGAAGAGGGCGCCGAACAUGGCGAAACAGUAUGGUUGGGUAAAGCUCAAAGGUGUAUCAGCAAAAAUCAGGUGGCCAGUAGAAUUGCUGGAUUAUAAAGAUAAUGAAGUACUUGUUUACUCCAAAUCUGAUGAUGCAGAAGUAUCUAGAGAGGAGAAGUAUUCUGAAGUCCCUUUUUGAAGAAGACCUGUCCUGCUUCAAAGAAGGUCGCUCUCGCCCUUCUACCACAGAGGACCAGCCUCGACCUUCCACAGAGGACCAGCCUAAACCUUCCACAGAGGACCAGCCUCCACCUUCCACAGAGGACCAGCCUCAACCUUCCAUAGAGGACCAGUCUCCACCUUCCACAGAGGACCAGUCUCAACCUUCCAUAGAGGACCAGUCUCAACCUUCCACAGAAGACCAGUCUCGACUUUCCACAGAAGACCAGCCUCAACCUUCCACAGAAGACCAGUCUCGACCUUCCACAGAAGACCAGUCUCGACCUUCCACAGAGGACCAGCCUCAACCUUCCACAGAGGACCAGUCUCGACCUUCCACAGAGGACCAGUCUCGACCUUCCACAGAGGACCAGUCUCAACCUUCCACAGAAGACCAGCCUCGACCUUCCACGGAGGACCAAUCUCGACCUUCCACAGAAGACCAGUCUCGACCUUCCACAGAGGACCAGCCUCAACCUUCCACAGAGGACCAGCCUCCACCUUCCAUAGAGGACCAGUCUCCACCUUCCACAGAGGACCAGUCUCAACCUUACACAGAGGACCAGUCUCAACCUUCCACAGAAGACCAGCCUCGACCUUCCACAGAAGACCAGUCUCGACCUUCCACAGAGGACCAAUCUCGACCUUCCAUAGAAGACCAGUCUCAACCUUACACAGAAGACCAGCCUCGACCUUCCACAGAGGACCAGUCUCGACCUUCCACAGAGGACCAAUCUCGACCUUCCACAGAGGACCAGUCUCGACCUUCCAUAGAAGACCAGUCUCGACCUUCCAUAGAGGAUCAGUCUCAACCUUCCACAGAAGACCAGUCUCGACCUUCCAUAGAGGACCAGUCUCGACCUUCCACAGAGGACCAGUCUCGACCUUCCACAGAGGACCAGUCUCAGCCUUACACAGAAGACCGGCCUCGACCUUCCACAGAGGACCGGCCUCGACCUUCCACAGAAGACCAGCCUCGACCUUCCACGGAGGACCAAUCUCGACCUUCCACAGAAGACCAGUCUCGACCUUCCACAGAGGACCAGCCUCAACCUUCCACAGAGGACCAGCCUCCACCUUCCAUAGAGGACCAGUCUCCACCUUCCACAGAGGACCAGUCUCAACCUUACACAGAGGACCAGUCUCAACCUUACACAGAAGACCAGCCUCGACCUUCCACAGAAGACCAGUCUCGACCUUCCACAGAGGACCAAUCUCGACCUUCCAUAGAAGACCAGUCUCAACCUUACACAGAAGACCAGCCUCGACCUUCCACAGAGGACCAGUCUCGACCUUCCACAGAGGACCAAUCUCGACCUUCCACAGAGGACCAGUCUCGACCUUCCAUAGAAGACCAGUCUCGACCUUCCAUAGAGGAUCAGUCUCAACCUUCCACAGAAGACCAGUCUCGACCUUCCAUAGAGGACCAGUCUCGACCUUCCACAGAGGACCAGUCUCGACCUUCCACAGAGGACCAGUCUCGACCUUCCACAGAGGACCAGUCUCAGCCUUACACAGAAGACCGGCCUCGACCUUCCACAGAGGACCAGCCUCAAUCAUCUGCCACUGUAUACCAGUAUUCUGUUUUGACCUCUGGACUUAACAAGUCACAAAAGGAUGAAGUCCAAAUUGUAUGCAGAAAGUUUGGUUGGGUAUUUUUUGAUUCCUAUCAUCCAAAAAUAACGCAUCUUAUUAUGAGAACAGAACCUGAAGAAAGCAGAAUGUGUGACAGAAGCCUGAAAUUUUUGCAGGGAAUUACACAGCAUGUGUUUAUUGUAAACCUCCAGUGGAUACGAGAUGCAGGAAAUACAGGAGCUCCUCUAUCAGAAGAAAACUAUGAGAUUAUUGGUGAUACUGCUUCCAUGGAAAUGCAUCAAGGUCCCUACUUAUCACGGACACAGCCCAGUUUACUUCUACUGAAAGGUUUCAACAUUCACCUCAUUGGACAAGCUGAAGAUCUAACAAAAGAUGAUCUUAAGAAAUUUAUCAUAGCUUGUGGAGGUACAGUCAUUGGUGCAUCAGAAGUUUGUCAGGAUUCUGUUAUUGUGACAUGCUAUAACCACGAGGGUGAAGAUAUUGAUGUGUUAUCUCCCGAUGAAAGAGACGAAGUGAAACGGAUCUACAUGGAUUAUGGUCUUCCUGCUGUUUCCAGAGACUGGAUCAUUGAUUCUCUGACAUGCUAUGUUGUUCAUCCAAUUGAUGAAUAUAUACAUAUGGACCAUAGGGAGUCUACGGAGAGAGGAUGUGGUGUCUCCAGUCCCAAUCAGAGUAAAGAUGGAAUCACCAGUGAUACAGAUGAAGAUGGCAACACAAGCGAUACAGAAUCAAAACUGGGGAGUCGUGGAGAAUCCAGCUCUAAUCAAGAUGAAGAUGGCAAGUUGAACACCAGUGAUACAGACUCUAAACUGGGGAGACAUGGAAAAUCCAGCUCUAAUCAGGAUGAAGAUGGCAAGUUAAACACCAGUGAUACAGACUCUAAAAAGAGGAGACACAGAGAAUCCAGCUAUUAUCAGGAUGAAGAUGGCAAGUUAAACACCAGUGAUACAGACUCUAAAAAGAGGAGACACAGAGAAUCCAGCUCUAAUCAAGAUGAAGAUGGCAAGUUGAACACCAGUGAUACAGACUCUAAACUGGGGAGACAUGAAAAAUCUAGCUCUAAUCAAGAUGAAGAUGGCAAAUUCAACACCAGCGAUACAGUAUCUAAAAAGAGAAGGCGCAGGCAUGAAGACUUCAGCUCCGAUUUGGAUGAAGAAGACAUCACUCGUGAUGUCAAUAUUGACACACUUUACAUAAGAAAAUACAAGGUUAAAAAGCCAAGAUUGAAUCCAGGCCAGAGUAAAGGUGUACGGAUUUAUGACAAUUACCAUGCUUGUUACUUUUGUGAGAAGGUGGUCCUUCAUAUUAAUGAACACUUGAAGACACACAGAAACCAGGAUACAGUAAAAAACAUUCUUAACAGCGACAACCCAGAUUUCACAUUGUUGAGGAAGCUGGGAGAUGACCGCCACAAUAGGAAAAAAGUCGAAAUGAAAAAGGGGGAAAUAAUCCUUGCCAGACGUCCAAAAGGAAAAUUUGAUGUCACAGAAUAUGGUCCCUGCCCUGACUGUAGGGAAUGGGUAAUGCUGGAUCAUAUAAAGCUUCAUCAUAAACAUUGCCAAAUCCACAGAAAAACCUCUGUUAAGACAAAAAGGAAAGACCUGGUAUUUCAAGCACAGGUUUUGGCUGGUCAUGUUAAGAAUGAACCAUCAUCACUCAUGAGUAAGGAAGUCCUGCCAAUUAUGACCAGGGAUGUAAUAUCCAAAACUGCUCAGAAUGAUCAGCUUAUAAUGGCACUUGGAGAAAGCUGGUUAAGGCGUAAUAGAGGAAACCCCGAAAAAAGAAAGUACUACGCGAGUACAAGAAUGAGGCUUUGUGCCAGACUCAUCCUUGCCCUUCCAGAUGUGAAGUCUGAUGAAAAGACAGACCUAAAAGAUGGUAACGAGGGAGAUGAAGAUGUUGACCUUGAAGAACAAGUCCCCAAAGCAGAUGAUCCCAAAGGGUUAUGGUGUUAUCUGAAGCCCAAACAUUUUGAUGAUCUUGUUUUGGCAGCUGUCAAAUGUGCAAUACCAAAUGCAGAUGAUGAGGAGGAUUUGCUUGCCCCUAGCAAUGCAAUUAAGUUAAAAUAUGACCUGCAUCGACUUAUCAAUAGCAAGUGGGCUAUGAUAGUAAAAAAUGGAUCGGCAGAUGAUGAGGAAGCAAGAGGUUGCAAGACAUUGAGAGCACUGAUGGACUUGGAAUGGGGGGAAAAAGUUACAAGGUUUGCUCGAUUGGUGUUGGCGCGAAGGAAAUAUGAAUAUAAGAAUGAACUUCCUUCACUGAAGGACAUAGAACAAAUUACUAAAUUCCUGAUGAAAGAGCUUAACCAACUCGAACUUGCACCUAGAAAUUUCCGGAGGUUGGUUAUCUUAUGUCAAGCACGACUAUUGCUGUACAAUAAGCGAAGGUCAGGAGAGGUAGAAACAAUCAAGCUGCAGUGUUAUGCCUCAAGAAGUAGGUCCUCUGAUGAUAUAGAUGAGUCGCUGGAGUCUGACCUUACACCUGUAGAAAGGCAUUUGCUUGAAUCACAGGAAUUCCUUCGUGUGAGGGGAAAGAGAGGAAGACCAGUACCUGUUAUAAUCCCCCCAGAUGUGGGAAGAGUCUUAACUUAUCUGGCAGACACUGAUGGCAGACACAAAUCGGGGAUAGUGCAGGGGAACCCCUAUCUCUUUCCGAAUUCCGUGAAUUACUAUGCCAGGGCGUACGAAUCGGUAAAGUCAGUUUGUGCAGAACUGGAUUUGCAUGCUCCUCACCAAAUAACUUCCGUCAACAUGAGGAAGUAUAUGGCAACGUUGACUCAGAUGAUGAACUUAGAGAAACAUCAGCUUGAAUGGGUGUACAAUCACCUAGGUCAUACCAAGAAAGUACACCGAGAGCAUUAUCGGCAGAUGAGCGGGCUGGUGGAAAGGACUCAGAUCAGCAAAUUAUUGCUUGUCCAAGACCUAAACCUGACAUCCAAAUUCCAAGGGAAAAAACUUGAUGACCUUGACAUAAGAGACAUUGUGCUGCCCGAUGAAGAAACUCAUGAAACUCAGCACAUAUCAGAUCACCUAUCCGUUCCUGUGCAAAACUUGAUGGAUCCUGAAGAGUGUCUGUAUGCAGAAGCGGCUGCCAAUGAAGAGUCUGCAGAGGAAAAAGAUGAGGAAGAUGAGGAACUGGAGGAAGUGGAAAAGAAAAAGAAAGCUCCCAGCCGUCAGCGAUGGACAGCUGCAGAGACGGAGGAGUUGAAAGAGAUUUUCGGCGAUUUCCUCAAAUCCAAAACAACUCCUAGGCAAGCUGUUGUUGAAAAAAUGAAGAAGAAAAGUAAAAAGGGCAAUGGUGUGCUUCACCUCCGAGCAAACCACUUAAUAAUCAAAAAGAUUUCAAACAUGAAUCAUGCGAAAUUAUAAAUGUCAUGACCCCCAGCUCUAAGUCACCAGGUUCCUGUAUGGUACGGGUUAUAUUGUUUGCAUUGCUGCUAUUUCUAAGGACUUGAUGUUAUGAAUAAUAUGAAGAUAUUACUUCCUCAUGUUGAAAAAUCUACUUACAAUUCAAAAUUUCUACAUGUUUUACAUGAUAUAUGUAUAGUAACAACAUUAUUUUUGAGUUUGUUAUUGAAAGGUAUCGUGUGUAUGGUAUGGGUACGGAUUAUAUUGUUUACAUUGCUGCUAUUUCAAAGGACUUGAUGUUAUGAAUAAUAUGAAGAUAUAUCUUACCUGAGUCAACGUUGCCAUAUACUUCCUCAUGUUGAAAAAUCUACUUACAAUUCAAAAUUUCUACAUGUUUUACAUGAUAUAUGUAUAGCAACAUUAUUUUUGAGUUUGUUAUUGAAAGGUAUCAUGUUAGGGAAUGUGAUAACCAUUGAGUUUGAAUUAUCCAGUUUUGAUAUUUUGUAAAGAGGUGUUUUUCCAUACAUUCAACUUCAAAAAAUUAUGAGGGAGGCAAUAUUUUUUUAGGUCCCCUGAGACGAAGUCUUAGUUGACCUAUUGCGAUCGCUUUUUGUCCGGCGUCCGUCUAAACAAUUUACAUUUUCAACUUCUUAAAAACUA